UUUUUCAACUUCUGUCAUCAUCGAUAGUUUCGAGUAAACAUAGAUUUUCGUUCCUAAUUGCUAAUUGAAUUGUAAAUUGAGAGUAAAAAAGCACGGGAAUAGCAGCCAUGGCCACCUUGGAGGACAAACUACUGGGCGAGAAGCUGGAGUACUACUGCAGCAGCAGCGAGGGCGAGGACAAUGGCGACGACGGCGACGGUGAUGAUUGCAAGGGGGCUGCAUCCGGAAAGUCCGGCCUAACCAUUGACACAAAUCCGGAUGCGACUCCGGCCGGAGGGUUCCGGCAGCAGGGUUCGACGAACACUGGGCCCAAGGGCGUGGUCAAGGACUGGCAGCGAUUCAAGCAGCUAGAGGCGGAGCGCCGGGACGAAACGGAGCGCCAACGUCUGGCGCUGGCCAAGAAACUGACAAUCACGUCGGCCACCGCGGCGGAGGAUGAGGAGCGCAAGCGGCAGGAGGAACUGGACGCCGAGCUGGACGAACUGAUGAGCGAGGACUUCCUGCAGCAGUAUCAAAAACAGCGGAUGGCCGAGAUGCUGCGCCAGACGGGACACAACCAGCAGUUCGGCAAGGUGCAGCAGUUGACCAGCCACGAGGAGUUCCUCGCCUGCGUGGAGCAGGAGAACAAGCACACCACCAUUAUCAUCCACAUCUACGAGCGACAGCUGGCCGCCUGCACGACGCUGAAUAAAUGCCUCGACAGCCUGGCCAGCGACUAUCCGUCCAUAAAGUUCGCCAAGAUCUGCAGUUCCGUUGCCGGAAUGAGCCGGGAUUUCCGCACCAAGGGACUGCCCGCCCUGCUGGUCUACAAGGCGCAAGCGGUCAUCGGCAAUUUUGUGCGGCUAACCGAUGAUCUCAGCGACGACUUCUUUGCCUCCGAUGUCGAGAGUUUUCUCAUCGAGCACGGCAUUUUAGUGGACAAAGCUCUGUAUAAUUAGAUUGGUGGCCUACGAUAUUGACUGACAAGUAAUCUAAUUUAAAUUGUUUCAAACUUGUAAAACCUGAAUUUAUAUAAAAUGGCAUGCAUAUUUUCAAACCAUUAUUCUUACUUGUCAGUUAAUAUCAACGCUAAAACCACCUUUGACCAAAUAUGUGUUCGUAAGAUUAGCAAGUAAGAAAACUUAAGCCAGGCCCGCCCUAUUUAAUUUUUGCAAUUUUAUUAUUUAUAUUUUUCAUUCAGUAAUAAGUUACAUUAUAUGUAUGAAUCUUUUCUUUACAUUUUUGUAUACAGAAUUUCUUAAAGUGCAGCUUUCACAAAAUAGAAAAUGUCUCGAAAGUGAAGAAAAUCAAAAAAAUAAAAAAUGUAAUCGAAAUGCAUUUGGCACUUGAAUUUGUAUGGAACAGAUCCUGCUCACUAAAUAUAACGUAUAGCUUACCUUUUUAUCAUUAUUUACAAUAUCAUUUAUAAUUAUGUAAUAGUAUUUUGUGGCUAAUGAAUGUACUUCAAUUCAACUCGUACUCUGUAAGAUUUAUACAAGUAUAUAUUUUGUAACUUAUAGCCUACCAUAUACAGCAAUCAAAAUAAUGUUGAUACAAUAAAAUUUUUUUUGCUUAUCAA
Drosophila ficusphila is the source of this 1558-nucleotide messenger RNA. RefSeq names its product phosducin-like protein. The transcript has a single exon. Bases 108 to 938 code for a protein of 276 amino acids. The record is from RefSeq and is a predicted model, not a curated record. NCBI's taxonomy places the organism in Eukaryota, Metazoa, Arthropoda, Insecta, Diptera, Drosophilidae. Gene Ontology annotation, biological process: regulation of G protein-coupled receptor signaling pathway.